CCCCUCCGUCCCUCCCUCUCCCCCUCCCUCUCUCCCUCCCUCCUUCCCUCUCCCCGGUGCGCGGCCAUUGCAGUGACCCCGGCCGGCCAAGGAUGAUUACGAACACGCGGGGCUUCCUGUGGUCGGACCUGGAGACGCGGGCGCUGCUGGAGAUCUGGGGCGAGGCGGACGUGCAGUCGGCGCUGGACGGCAACUUUCGGAACAGCCAUGUGUACCGGGACGUGGCGUGCCGCCUGGCCGAGCUGGGCUUCGAGCGCACCCCCGAGCAGUGCCGCAUCCGCAUCAAGGGCCUCAAGCGGCAGUACUACCAGGCCCGGGACGGGCUGAAGAAGAACGGGCACGCCCGCAAGAUAUGCAAGUACUACGACGAGAUGGACCGAAUCCUGAGCUGCCGGGGGGGACCCGAGGGCGCCCCCGAGCCGCUGGCCGCGCUGGCCGCGACGCCCGAGGUUGUCCCGCCGCCCGCGGGGCCGCUCCCCGCGCCGCCCACGCCGGGCACGCCGCACAACAGCCGCGAGCUGGACGCCGAGCUGGACGAGGAAGCCGGGCCGGAGUCCCCCCGCGACAACUUCACCGAGGACUCCGGAGAGUGCUCUUCCUACGCUGACCACCCCAUCAAGGUGGAGUGCCCGUCCUUCGCCAUCCCCGUGCCGCCGGGCGAUGGCUUUAAAGAAGUCAAUGCUCCAACUAUUACCCCACCUCUCAGUCAGCCCAAAAGAUCAAAAAAGCGCCAUACAAAUUUAACAUUGGAUAAAAUGAUGGAAAAAUUCUUGCAGCAGAGCAUGGAUACAGAUGAGAAAUUUUACAGAUUUGAAGAGCAGAGGCUCAAAAUUGAGGACAAGCGUCGAGAAGCUGAGCAUGCUCGAGAACUCCAGAUGUUACAGAUGUUGGGACAGAUGUUGGCAGGAAUUUCUUCUACGGUAUCACAAAGGUCACAAUCUAUACCAACAAGUCCACCUCGGAGAGCGAACCAUCGUUCAUAUGCGGAUAACUUUAAUUAUAAUGCUAUGACAGCAACACUUUCUCCACCGAUAGGUACUUCCUUCUACAGCAUAAAUAAAAGGAGUGUUGUUGAAAUUGUGCCCGCCUUUUAUCUUGGUGCAGAUUUAUCCCAUGUGUUUUGUACCAAAGAUGCAGCAACAGUAAUCAAAUCAUAUAGUCCAGAGCUGAUUGUUCAUCCAGUUCUUGAUAGUCCCAAUGCUGUCCAUGAGGUGGAAAAGUGGUUACCACGACUGCACUCAGUUGUCAUAGGACCUGGCUUAGGUAGAGAUGAAGUUCUACUUGAGAACGCUAAGGGUAUUAUAGAGAAAUCGAAAGUGAAAGGAAUUCCUAUCAUUAUUGAUGCAGAUGGACUGUGGCUCAUUUCCCAGCAACCUUCUCUUAUUCAAGGCUACCAGCGAGCUAUUCUUACUCCAAACUAUAUGGAGUUCAGUAGGCUGUAUGAAGCCAUGCUUAGAGACCCCGUAGACAGUAGUGAUCAUCAUGGAUGUGUAUUAAGACUCAGCCAAGCCAUGGGGAACCUGACAGUUGUUCAAAAGGGAGAAAGAGAUCUUAUUUCAGAUGGAGAGAAAGUACUCGUAUGCAGUCAUGAAGGAAGCAGCCGGAGAUGUGGUGGACAGGGGGACCUUCUUUCUGGUUCUCUUGGAGUCUUAGCACACUGGGCAUUUGUUGCUGGAGCUGAAAAAACAAAUGGUCAAAAUCCCUUUCUAGUGGCUGCAUUUGGAGCUUGCUCUCUUACGAGGCAGUCUAACCACCAAGCCUUUCAAAAAUUCGGACGUUCAAUGACAGCCUCUGACAUGGUUUCAGAAGUUGGAACAGCUUUCAGCAAACUUUAUGAAACCUGAAGCCAAAGCAGCAGAGAAGAAGAAAAGGAAGAACAGUGACUGCAAGAGUAAUUACAUGUACCGUAGAAUUUACAUAAGUAAUGCACCCUUUCAAGUGCUGUAGCAACAAUGGUAUGUUAGGUAGAUCUUUUUUAUUUUUAAGAAUAGAAAAAUAUGAUUAAUGUAGAUAUUUUUUAAGAGUUUGGAAUACAAAAAUGUUUUGGCUGAAAUAAGCUGUAGUUGCAGAUCUGUUAUAAUAUAAUAAAACUAAACUGAAAGUAUUCCUCUGUUCUUUUUGAUAGUUAUUGAGCAAUAACUAAAGUGUGAACAGCAAAAAAAAUGCACUUGAUAUUUAGAUAAAAUUCUUCCACCAGCUCAACUGAAUUUCUUGGAUUGCACCAAGGUUAUCAUGUUGUCAUUCUUAGAACCUCUGUCUAGAAUUAGCUAUUGCACUUCAGUUUUUUGCCAUGCUAGUAUAUUAAGAAGCAAAAAAUAAGCCUCUUUGGAAAGGGAGUGCAUGAGAGUUGCUGUAGAUUUUGAAUGUAAUUAGUUGCCUUUUCCCAUUCCUGGUCCCAGAGGCAGCAUUCAUUUGGACAAGGCACCCCUUCCUGCAAUGUCUUAUUUUGUUGUUUUUUAAAAGGUCCCCCCGUGGCAGAAUAGGAUAUACUGUAGGUAUCUCAGCAGCAAAAUUCAUUAAACAGUAAUUAGGCUUACCUGAAAAAAAAAUAAAAAUUCUGUUUCUUUAUCUAGUCUUGACUCAUCUGGAACUCAAUGUGAUAAAUUUGUGAAAUUAUCAUUUGGAGAGGUACUAGGUGGGGCAAGAAACUCAGUGAUACCCAGCAGAACUGUCAGACUCUCAGUGAUCAUGGAAGAGUAAAGUGCUUUUAAAACUCCCGUUGCCUGCUGGGUUAGAGCUCAGAGAAGACCAGCACACAGAUCCAUAGGUGGAUAGUAAUUAGCCAGCAGGAAUACGAGUUGAAGGCAGCCCACAGCAUGUACCUGUACUGUCGUAGCAGUGUGCAGGCAGCUGUAUGCUGCAGGUUAAAGGCAGGAACAGAAAAUGGUGGUUGGUGUCUGAGCUUCAAGUGCAGUACUUAGUACUUGGUACUUUUACUUUUUUAGAGCACAGAGGCUUUUUGUCUGAUCUUUGCGAGACAGGACACUGUUAGGGCCACACUGAUCUGGCACGUUGGCAGGGCAGGUAAGCAUUAGGUAUGAAGAGGAACUUGUGUGGGAUUUUUGCACACUACGAUUUGUUAAAUUUUUGGAGAUUCAGUCAAAGCUUGUAGAGACUAAACCAUUAUGGAGAGGGGGACAAGUUCAUGCCAAGAACACUUAAGUGGGUACUGCCCUUGAGCCUCCAAUCCAGCUCCAAGUGUUUAUGCUCAUUAAAGCACAGAACAAGCACAUAACGUAUCUGGUUAUUGCAAUAGAUGUUACCUGUUCACCACAACCACGCCUGUGCAGGGCUCCAGCUCUAGGUUGGCAUGUGAUGUCCCACAGACCAGUCAGACUGUGUUCUCAUACCUGCAAUAGCUGCCUGCAGAAAGCACCUGGAAUCAGAAAAGCUGCUCCAAGUAUUUCCCUUCAGCCCUUAGAGUUGAUAUUUCUGGAUGCACUGUGACUACUACCUCACCCCGAUGCAUUUUUGUUUUUCUUUCUAAACCAGUUACCUAUUUUUAAGAUAGGUUUUUAAAUGUUUGCUCAUGUUGGUCUAUGAGGGUUCACAGACUACUCUUAAGAGAUGAGGUUUUAGUGUUUAAUUUAAGCAGUUUUGUAAACUGUCUGCAUCUUUGGGGAAACUUAAGCUACUGUUAUUUUUCCCCCUAAAUCUAUUUGAGAAGCCUGACUACUUUUAAAUUAAAUCAGCAAGUUAAAACUGAUUUUAAAACAGCUACUGGCUUUUUUUUUUUUUUUUUUUUU
Molecule: messenger RNA, 3746 nt
Organism: Lepidothrix coronata (blue-crowned manakin)
Lineage: Eukaryota; Metazoa; Chordata; Aves; Passeriformes; Pipridae
Gene: NAXD
Product: NAD(P)HX dehydratase
Exons: 10
Coding region: 93-1844 (583 amino acids)
Biological process (GO): metabolite repair
Molecular function (GO): ATP-dependent NAD(P)H-hydrate dehydratase activity
Source: RefSeq, a predicted model, not a curated record